Messenger RNA from Oldenlandia corymbosa var. corymbosa, 639 nucleotides. NCBI's taxonomy places the organism in Eukaryota, Viridiplantae, Streptophyta, Magnoliopsida, Gentianales, Rubiaceae. The record is from the annotation of a GenBank genome assembly.
AUGUGGGAUGCAAGAACUCAGAAGAAUGCUUCAUUGUUCAAUGGUCUUAAGUUUAGGUACAAGCUCUUCAGAUACUUAUCAUUCAGUUACCUUGGGAAUUUGGAUAAAGCUCACGUGGAGGAGAUCCCUCUAAAGAACGGAACUACUUAUUUGAGGAAACAACAUCUUCCUUGUCUACAAUUGCAAGGCUUCCUUGGGGCUCAAGAGCACUCUUUAAUGGGAGUCAAAAUGGUGAUGCUGUCAAUCCUCCAAUUCGCUUACAACUCUAUGAAUUUGUCACAGCAAAAAUUCUUCGUAGAGAUGUCUCAAUCAAAUCAACCUAAAAUUGAAGGUCCCUUUGGUAGUCCUAGAGUUAAUCAAUCCACAAUCUCUGAGGUCAAGAAGCAACGAAAACCUAGGCAGCUGGUGUUAGAAAAAGUUGUCAAAGAGGAUGUUGGUAAGGAAUUAGCUAAAUCAACAAAGAAAACGUUGAGAGCUCUUUUUCAGGAUUACAUACGAAUUCAUGCUGCUCCUACUUUUCCCUCCCCCUCUACCCCUUCUCCCUUGGCUGGUUCUUCAUCUAUUGAAUUCACUGAUAUAGAAGCAGAAGAUAUGGAGGAAGAAGAUAUAGACAUUUCAGGUGCAGAGAUUUCAGAAUGA